Messenger RNA from Habropoda laboriosa, 1264 nucleotides. RefSeq names its product UPF0160 protein MYG1, mitochondrial. The coding region runs from base 125 to 1264 and encodes 379 amino acids. The transcript is spliced from 6 exons. NCBI's taxonomy places the organism in Eukaryota, Metazoa, Arthropoda, Insecta, Hymenoptera, Apidae. The record is from RefSeq and is a predicted model, not a curated record. Gene Ontology annotation, cellular component: nucleus; cytoplasm.
UGUAAAGCAUUUGAGCCGGCUGCAUCGAACUGAGUGGGACUUCAGUGCUUUUAUUGUAUUUCUUGCGUGUUUUCGAGCUUUAUCGUGAGAAUAUAAUCGAAUUACUGAUGAGCUUCAUGCUUCUAUGGCGAAAAGGAAUUUUGGUACGAUUAUAGGGCAUUUCAUAAAGCUACUUGCUUCAUCAGACAACCUAACCUAUAACGUGAGAACGAAGUCGCGGUAUUUGGUAACAAUGACGGGAAGCUUAAAAAUUGGAACGCACGAUGGUGUUUUCCACUGUGACGAUGCACUAGCUUGUUCUUUGCUGAAGAUGUUACCACAAUACAAAGAUGCAGAUAUCGUGAGAUCGCGCAAUGACUGUAUUCUGGAUACUUGCGAUAUUGUGAUUGAUGUUGGCAGCAUAUAUGAUCACUCUAAGCAUCGAUAUGAUCAUCAUAUGAGAGACUUUAAAGAAUCUCUGAGUACGGUAAUAAAGAAACCAGAUUACACUUGCCAAAUAAAGUUAAGCUCAGCAGGUUUAAUUUAUUGCCACUUUGGUCAUGAGAUUAUUAAACAACUAGUUCCACAUAUAGAUGAUAGCACUGUAGAGAUACUUUUUAAACAUAUUUAUAACAAUUUCAUAAAAGAAAUUGAUGCCAUUGACAAUGGAGUUUCCAUUUGUGCCGAACCUUUGUAUUAUAUCCAGACUGAUUUAUCUUCACGUGUAAAAUAUUUAAAUCCUGCUUGGAACAGUAAGGACUUGGAUCCUAACAAACAAUUUUUAAAAGCUGUUGAAUUAACUGGUCGUGAAUUUAUUGAACAUGUAAAUUCUGCAGCGUAUAUUUGGUUACCAUCUAGAACAAUUGUGGAGAAUGCUAUUGCAAAACGUUUUGAGGUUGACCUCAGUGGAGAAAUUAUAGAACUUGAGCAAAGCAUACCGUGGAUUGACCAUCUUUUUGAGAUAGAAAAAGAAUUAAAUGUACAACCCUUAUUGAAGUAUGUAAUUUUUAAAGGCGAUUCAUACAGAAUCCAAGCUGUUAGAGUAGAACCCGGCAGCUUUGUUUGCAGGAUGUUUUUGCCAGAAGAAUGGGCAGGUUUACAUAAUGAAACACUAGUAAACGUCUGUGGAAUUGAAGGUGCUGUUUUUGUACACAUGCAGCGAUUUAUUGGUGGAAAUACGACAAGAAUAGGUGCACUAAUGAUGGCGCGCAAAGCUCUUGAAUUGGGAAGAGCUAAGCAGAGCUGUGAAAUAGAUCCAAUUAAAUGCAAUUCUGUCGUAGUCUAG